AUGGCUAAUAAACCAAAAAUACCUAAGACAGUGAAAGUACAAGGGAAUGACAUCUCCCACAAGCUGCAGAUUUCUAAAGUGAGGAAAAAGGAUGAAGGCUUGUAUGAGUGCAGGGUGACCGAUGCCAACUAUGGAGACCUUCAGGAAUACAAGGCCCAGGCAUUUCUCAAAGUCAAUGCUAACAGCCACUCUCGGCGAAUGCAGGCCUUUGAGGCAUCUCCAAUGUGGUUGCAAGACAUGAAACCUCGCAAAAACAUCUCAGCAGCUGUUCCAAGUAGCGUCCAUAACUCUGCCAAUCAACGUGUACGUGCCACUUCCAGCCCUGAAGCAGCAGCCAAAAUCCCCAAACAAAGUCCACAAUCAGUUUGCUAUGUCUCUUUUGGGAAUAAAAUGAAAAGUGAAGAAAAAGCUUUUUUUGUAUCUCUUGACUACAAAUAUUUGUUCCAAAAUGGAAAUGUGUAAGGCUGUUUGGCAUGGGAAGGUGAGAUGAGAAGACACUGUCAAGUCAGAGAGAGAAAUUUUUCCUUAAGGCACUGCCUUUUAAAAAUGAGAGACUAAUAGUAUUAGGAUUGCCUAGAAGUCUUUCAAGGACUAAGAUUUGGAUAGAAGGGAGCUCCAAAGUCAUCUAGAGGCUGGCACUUUUUAUCAAGGAGGGAAU
This is a messenger RNA of Oxyura jamaicensis (ruddy duck), 658 nucleotides long. It is a transcript of the gene VSTM2A, whose product is annotated as V-set and transmembrane domain containing 2A. NCBI's taxonomy places the organism in Eukaryota, Metazoa, Chordata, Aves, Anseriformes, Anatidae. The coding region runs from base 1 to 462 and encodes 153 amino acids. The transcript has 3 exons. The record is from RefSeq and is a predicted model, not a curated record.